UUCACUACUGCAAACAACAGUCGACGACACAAGCGUCUGCACUGUGAUACCCCGCGGGCCCGUCCUUAAAACCCACCUGGGAUCUGGCCCUGGUGCUCCGGCGUGUGCAGCGGAGUCUGGGAGGGGCAUCCGUCCGCACGUCCGGGUAAUGGCGGAUGGGGAAGCCACCGUGUCUGUGGAGUGGGACAGCAGUGAUGGGGGCUUAGCAGAAUAACAUCCCACUUCUGCGUGUCUAUUUUCUCUGUUUAGCUUGGUAUUCAGCUCUCGCCAUGGAUCCAGAGAAAACGCUGACAUUCUGCCUCGGGCUGAAAGCUGAGGAGAUGACCAUGUCCCUGCAGGGCCUGGAUGGGACUGAAGCUGCUACGGUGGCUGUUUCCCAGAAGGAGCCUGACAUGCGCACAGUGAAUAAGGUGGUGAAGCAUCACGGGGGCUCAGGUAGCCAGCCUGGUGUCAGCCCCAAGUACUGUCCAGGGGUCAACAACAACCCCGGCUACCUGUGUGAGACGGGGCACUGCUGCGGAGAGACGGGCUGCUGCACCUACUAUUAUGAACUCUGGUGGUUCUGGCUGCUGUGGACGAUGCUGAUCCUCUUCAGCUGUUUCUGUGCUUACCGCCACCGCCGAGCCAAGCUGAGGAUCCAGCAGCAGCAGAGACAGAGGGAGAUCAACCUGAUCGCCUACAACGGAGCCAGCAACUACCCUUCCUCCAUGCUUGACCUCAGAGGUAUGGAUCCACAGGCAGUACUUGUUAGUUUUCUGGCAUCCUUCAAGUUGCCUUCCUACGAGGAGGUGGCGGCGCAGCCCUGCACUCCUCCUCCGCCUUACAGCUCCGUCUUCGCCCUGCAGGGAGGAACCAUGGGGGGUCCUAGCUCCUCCUACCCUCAUUACCACCACCACCAUCACCCCUGCCCUCCCUAUCUGGGCCCCGGCCCCGGUCCCAGUGGCCUGACUUCCUCCCAGAGCUCUGACAACUACACCAGCUGCUCCUGCGAGUCGUGCUCCCUCACCUCCCCCUCCAGCACCUCCUUCUCUCUCCAGGUGACAGACGAGACGUACAGCAGCCACUUCUCCACCCCCAGUGAAGCAGGGUGCGACUGCGCCGUCAUGCCGAGGCUCGGGGCCAACUUCACUCCGACUUCUUCCCCGACACCUCCUUCACAAGUUCCACCUGAUGUCAUCCCUGCCGCCGCCCCAGAUGUCAUACCCAUGCAGAGAAGGUCCCCUAACGGCAGUGAAGGGGUCCCGCUGCCAGCUCUCUCUCUCCCUCUACACUCUCGUCCUUCACACCCUUCUCGCCUGCCACUUUCUCCCCUCAUCCUGUUAUCCUCCCUCUCUCCUGGUCAAGUCCAUCCUCUCCUCUUCUCAGACCCACUUGGAGCCAUUCAGAGAAGCAGAGAAGAAGAGGUCCUGCCUCGUGGUCCGCCCCCCAGACCCGCUCUGUCCCCCCCUAAACCGGCUCUCUUCGCUUCAAAUGUGGCUGUUUUAACAUAUUACAUCAACAAAAAAGAGGGGCAAAAACGGGAAGAGGAGGAAGAGGAAGAAGAAGAGGACGAGGAGGAUCAUUUCCGGCAUCGCAGGCUAACGGGUGACUCGGGCAUCGAGGUAUGUCGUUGUCACGUGAAGAGAGAAGAGCAAGAGGAGGAGGAACUGCAGAAGGGGCAUUUUUGGAAAGGAGGAAGAGAGGCUUUGCAGGAAGAGGAGAGGGCAGACGUGCUGCACGACAGCAUGGACUGCUCCCUGAGAGCGAGGGCUGCCGCUCACUCGCCGCUUUCUGAAGACUGCGCUGAACAGCGAGGCCUCGUCUCCUCAUCCCGCAGAAUCCUCCAGAAGACGGGCGAGGCCAUCAUCACUGUGGAGUCCUCGUAAGCUGACAGCCAGUCAUGUGGUCCAAAAGAGAAAGAAGUGUGAUGAAAAUGCUUGAUAGCAUCUUCAUGGAUCAAGACUAGUAGGUGAAAAGUCACUGAAGAAAAGUCUUGCAGGUCUUACUUUAAUGGUUGGAGACGGGAUGAGAAAUGAAACCUCUUGUUUUCUCUGUAUUUAAAUGAGAAACUCCCAGAGAAGCCGACACCUGAAAACCCUUUUUUUAAGUUAAUUUAUUUAUGGUUUAGGAAAAGGCAUAUCUUAUUCUCUGAAGUUAUUUCCCCAUCUCCAUUUUGACUAGUGGCUCAGUGUCCUAUCUCUAUGUCCCUUUACUGUUUAACGUUUAGCUCCAUAGAAACGACAUGCCUAAUAGUCAGUGGUUCCCAGCCUGGUGGUCAGGAGGACCCCUCAAGACGUCUCCAGAUAACUCGAGGUGUCUUGACGACUAAUCGUGUAAGAAAGUAGAAACAUAUUGUUAUGAUAAAGAAAAAAUGACAUAAUGCUUUAUCUAAUAUCUUUUUUAUGUGAAACUAUUAACAGUUUUUUGUGCACUUCAAAGUUGUUCAAUAAAACAAUUGAGAGGCGAAAAUCUAUCUUUUAAAGGGCCUGCUUUAAAAGUCUUGGUGUAUGAGGGGUCCACACAUUAAUAUUGUUUUAUUUUAAAGGGUCACACACACCACGGUUGGGAACCGCUGAAGAAGACUGGCUAUCAUCAACUCACAUUGUUUUAAAUUGAGGACAAAUUAUAUUCUAGAAGUUUAUGAAGUUAAGUCACUCAACAAAUUAUUUUCAAAAGAGCAGCUCUAAUUUAUUGUGUCUCUUGAUCCUGUUAUAUAAUCUUAAUUCACUGGAUCCUAUCUUUGAAGGAGGUUCACAACUAUUGAAUAGUUCGAGGUAUGUGGUGAAAUAUAGUGACCCUUUUAGUUGUAGGGUGAUUUUAUUUGCUUUCACCAGCCUACUUCCCUCUGUUUUAGAGGAAAUAAGAAGGGAACCAUUAUGACUGAAUUGUGAAGUGUGUGUUUUUAUACAUUGUGUCUUAUGUUGCUCCCAAUAGGAAAGGGGUGCCAACUUUAAAGGUGGGGUAGGUCAUUUUGGAGAAACCAGCUCGAGUGCGCUAGAAUUUGAAAAUACACAGCCGGAAGAAAUCUGCCACUUCCUUACAGAGCCCCUCCUCCAAGACACACGAACGCGCACAUGACCAAUGAGGGCACGAGAUAAGUUUGUGCACAGAUGGAAAGCUGACAGACAGGUAGGCCAUCCAGUUAUUUUAGCCGGGCCGGCAAAAAUGAUUGGUCGUGCUUUUUACAGUAUUACAAUUUCCACAGAUGACAUUUUUUAAUGGAUUUUUUGUCAAAGCACUUAAGAUAUUCAUUGCUAUCGGGAUGUUAAGAGCAUUCCAUGGAAUAUAACAAAAGGUGUAUCUCGAGCUGGUUUCUCAAACUUACCUACCCCACCUUUAAUUAUAUCUUGUGGGUGGCAAAGCUUUACAAUGGUAUUAUAUUGUUGUUUCAGACUGUUACAUGAUUAUACUGUAUAAUGAACUGACUGUUUGACUUUGGAUUUAAUGUUGUUGAACACGUUUUCCUGGUUGGUCGUUGCCAUUUUUUUGCAAGGCAACAUAAAUCUGAUUCCUCCAUGGGCGGACUGUUUGGUUUUUACGAGGCAGAAACUUUAAGCCUAGUCUCCUCACUGUUAUUGAAUGUAAAAGGUUAUGCAUCGCAACAAAAAGGAACAUUUAAAUUGUUUACUGAUAAUUUUUAUAGAAUGCAGCUUGACUGAAAAACCUCUGGAAAAGUGUCCAAAACUGCAGCAAGGCAAUACAAUCUGCCAGGUGUGGGGUUUGAAAUAAAGUGCCGAUUGUAAUGUCUGUCUGAGGCAAGAAAUGAUUGUGAGAUAUCGAAGGUGUAAAUGUACGAGGUAAAGGGUUUAAAGUCAGAGUAAUGCCUCUUUAUUUUCUGUGGCUAAAAGGUGGUCACUUCUGAGAGUUGGACUUCUUUUCUCUUAAUGUAACCUGGCUGAUCCUUUUUUGUAUGUAAAAUCAUCCGUCAGUUGCACAGUGUGUAGAGAAUAGCCUCACUGUGAGGUAGAAACUUGUGGUAGAUGCUCUUACUUGAUAGGAUUGUGUGAAAUUGGAUGCUUUUAGCAGUGGGAAUAGCACAAAUGUACUCUUGUAAUUAAUUCUCAGUGCAAAGUGUACUAAAGCAUGGUGAGUGAGAAUGUCUCCCAUCACAUUUUUGUACGUGUUUGUCUUGUCGUGUUUGUCAAUAUGAGACAAAUGUGUCUGUAGUUCAAUGACUAGACGCCACUUCAUUGUGUCCUUGGCUCAGUGCAAAGCCACCUUAAAUGUCUAAAGUUGAAGGCAAAGCUUUCAACUCAUUUAUAGUUCUACGGAGUGAAAACAUUGCCUGGGUUAGGCUCAAUAUUACCUUUUAUUUGUCACAGACAGAUCUUGUUUGUAUAUGGAGUCUAAGGAUGUUUUGGUUUGUUAUGAAGGUCAUUUUAACAUCCUCUGAUCAUCUCUGCUGAAAGCUCUCCUGUGAUGACUCGGAGGUGAAGGAUGGUCUGACUGAGACUGUUCCCCCUCUGAACAUUUCAAUAUGAAAUAUUUCUGGCGGCUAUGGUAAAUGUUUCGGCUAUAUAGUCGGGAAUUUUUUUAUUUUGUGAUAAGUUUAAUGUGCGUUUAUCAAAGUAUAUGGUGCCUAGAUGAAAAUAGACUUUCUGUAAGGCAUUGAUAUAGUUUACUGCUGCUAUGCGAGUGUAUAUGUGUUUUAUGUAAAUUGUAAAGUCGUACAUCAAAUGGGCAAACGUUUUCUAGCAGUGCUUAGCGGUCUCUUUAUAAAAUACACAGUACGCAGUACAUGUGAGACUUGCAAAAAUAGUAUUUAGCAAUAGUAUUCACACUUUUUUCCUUACUCUAGUUAAUGCUGGUUGAUAGGAAAUUAACUGUUGUGAAAAAGACAUUUACCUCUUUAUUACUGAUCCGUGAGCUGUGCUGGGCAGAGGCCUGUGAUUGUACAUGACUCUGCAUUUGAAUGCCUUGGCUUAAGGUUUCUCCCAAGUGCAAACUCAGAUGAUCUGGUUUUACAUAGGCCCAGUUGUGCCUGUCAUGUAUUGUCAUUAUUUUUGGGUCACGGAGCUGUGUUUCUUAAAAAUACAUUUUAUGACGUUAUUUCCAGAGUCCCAAAAGAUUAGAUAAAGGUUUGAAGGCAUUUCUCAAAUUCAAGUCUUUUUUCCUUUUCCACACAAAUACGGCAGCUGCAAAUAAUGUAUCCCCUUGCUUCAUGUGUGAACGUGGACCAAUAUUCACAUGUUUUUUUAGCUGUUACAUUUUCUAUAUUAAUGUUACUUUCUAUUUUUUCUAUUUUUCAUAUAUAAUAUUGCAUUUAUUUGGCCGUGGCCCAUAUGCAACAUCUUGUUUAUUUAGAGCCCAAAGAGGUGAAGUCAGCAAAGAAAAUCAAGGAAGGUGUGUCCCAAUUCUCCUUUAUGACGAUUUGUGAGUGUCAAUUUUACAUAGCACAACCAAACGAUGAAAUAUUCUGUUGUGAAAAUUAUAAAAGAUUAGAAGGAAAAUAACCUUUUAUUGUACAAAAUCGUUUUAUCCAGAUUGAUAAAGGCAUCCUUCAUUGAUUUUGAUCAGUGUUGUUGUGUUGUUAAAUGACUUGAUGGACUUAUUAUUAUUAAUUAUUUUCAAACGGAUGUUUAGCUCUGUGUCUCAAAUGUAAUUGUAAGCAAAAAGGGCCCAACCAGAGGCUACUUGGACCCCAGCUCUGAUUUGACGUUGAAGCCAAACUGAACUGAGUUCAGUGUAUAUAGAACUAGUUUGAUUUAUUUACCUUGUCAGCAGCUAGUAUGCACAGACAAAACGCCCAAACUCUACCCUCAUUGCCACUGAAGGCCAAGGCCUGAUAUAAGACUGUUACCUCGCUGAGUUUUGACUGCAAAGGACUGUUUACUUAAACUUAUCAAGAUAGUAUUUACUCUAUAUUUGUACUGACUUUAUUUUGUGAUGCCGAGAAUUGAAAAAUUGAAAUUGAAGAGCUCAUGUUGGUACGGCUGAAGUGCUGUUUUGCCAGGAAAAAACUAAAUAUCAGUCCCUGUUCAUUCAGGAUUACUCAAGAAUGUUUGCCCCCGGGAAAGUGUUCUCCCCUUUUACCCCUGCAGCUACAAGACAGCAGGAUUUUUAGAAGUAUCUUUAUGUGAUUGUAUGUGGAUUAGUUCAGAUAAAUAUUGCUACAACAUGUGGUGUUCUUUGAGGGUAUCCUUGUGCAAUUCUACCUGCGGCUCUUCAGUGUACGCAUGUGUGAGAGAGUUAUCGUCGGCCGUGUUGUUGUGCUGUUUAAAUCAUCGUUGCUUAUUAUGAGGCCAAAGUCGAUUGUUGCUGGUAUUUGUUAACAUGUCAAUAUAAAUAUCCAAACAUGUUUAUGUCAUCAUGAAUAUCAAGUUGAUUUUGUAUCUUGGUGUAUAGCAUAGAGAUUUCUGAUGCUUACUCUGAUGUAAAAUCAAAACUAGCAGAUUCUCUCAUAUCUAUUUGUUUGGUUGCACAUGUCCUGGUGCUGUUUUUCCCCAGAAAGCGCAGUAUUUAAUUUCCUUCAAUUCGAGGUUUUUCAAUUGAUGCUCAUUGGGAUUCUACCUUGUUGAACACAGAAAUCUGCGUUACUUUAUUCAGCAAAACUGUGGAUUUUGUGUCAAAAUAAAAGCUUCAAAAUGCUACCAAA
Molecule: messenger RNA, 6574 nt
Organism: Trematomus bernacchii (emerald rockcod)
Lineage: Eukaryota; Metazoa; Chordata; Actinopteri; Perciformes; Nototheniidae
Product: atherin-like
Exons: 7
Coding region: 270-1865 (531 amino acids)
Source: RefSeq, a predicted model, not a curated record